Messenger RNA from Pocillopora meandrina, 13703 nucleotides. The record is from the annotation of a GenBank genome assembly. NCBI's taxonomy places the organism in Eukaryota, Metazoa, Cnidaria, Anthozoa, Scleractinia, Pocilloporidae.
AUGCUCGUCAUCUUACCUUUCCUUUUAUUGGCGCUUACAAGGUAUGGCUAUGGGCAACGAAAUUGUUCAGGUGAGUCAAGAGGCUAUCUAUGUAACACUUACGUUUGCAAAGCAACUUGGGAAUUCCUUUCUUGUCACAAAUUUAACAAACUUUGCGGCUGUAUAAGAACAGCUUAAUUUUUAUUCAAUAAAUGUGCAGAAUUACGAAUAUCCACGCUAUAUGUAUCGAAAAGAGAUACGAAACACAAACUUCAUUUAUUUGGAACUACUAGAAGUAACAGUCUAAAAUUCUGUUGUAACUAUUGCUAUAUUUUAUAUAACUAGUGCUAUAUUUUUAACAGAUGACUGCACAAAAGCCCUCGGGAUGGAAAACAACAAAAUUAAAAACUCUCAAAUUAUCGUAGUACUUGUUUACAACGACGACUAUGCUAAUUUUGGUUCUCAAAAUGCGCGGCUGCACAACUCCCUUGGUUACAGAGGUGACCCACAGGUUGCUAGAGUAAGUAAUUUUUUAGUGAUCAAUUUCGACGAGGAAAUGGUAAUCACUGCCAUAGCAACUCAGGGUUUUGGAGACCCCAAGGUUAAUGAAUGGGUUACAAGCUUCCAACUGCUUUACAAAGAUUCCAAAGGUGAUCAGAAGUCUGUGAAAGGCACUGAUGGCCAGGCACUGGUAAGGCUAUAAGACCAAUUUGUAAUACCUGUAUUUGAUUAAGUCUAAAGAGACUUCCCAAAUGCUCUGAAGUUACUUACAGUUAGGCGUCUAAUCAACAGAUUCCUUGCUGCUCUAUCAUUUUUCAAUAAUAGAUUUUCACCAACGCAUUAGCAAUAAUUUUAGGACGUAAAGGAGUUUAAUGCUGGACUAUUGGAACUCUUAACUACACAUGUCAUGUUACCCAUAACAAGAACAAUUUGUGAAUGGGGACAUUAUCUUUGCGGCUAUUCUCCUAUGAAUCAUAAGAACCAAUUGAAGUGCGUGUAUCAUAGAUAAGAACCAAUCGAAGUGCGUGUACAUUAUUCGUCGCACGGUCUUGCUAAACAAUGCACGGGUGGCGUUGAACUCAGCUUUCCCAUUUCCAAGAUAAUUGAAGCUUUGUGGUUAAAAAUUACUGAAACGGUAGAUAUAUAUGCAGACCAUUGAUAACUAACGUUUGACGUGUAAAUCAAUGAUGCAUGAUUUGACUUUACACAGUUGCUGAAAUAUCACAAACGUGUGAAUAAAACUGCAAUAGGUACUAUUUAUUAAUCGAUUUCUACCUCACCAUAACGAAUAAGCUGUUUUACCUUUUAGGUAUUUCUUGGAAAUAUGGACGGUAAUACGGUAAAGCUGAACUCAUUGCCCAUUCCUGUACUCACGACGGUGGUUACUAUUAUACCACUCACUGCUAACAAUAACGUCGGCCUAAGGCUGGAGCUUUAUGGCUGCAAAGGAGGUUAGUGGUCCUCUUUGAUUUAGAUCUCAUCAGUAAUUAUCUUCAUUGUCUUCUAUAUAAUUCUUAUGACGUUACUUUGGAGAAAUUGGUACUGGAGCAACAUAAAGUCCCUCAAUUGAUAUUUUUCUUUAUUCUCAUCACUUGCCUAAUUGAUAUUGUAUCGAUAUUGUAAGGAGAGAUUCUGUCUUGGCCACUCCUGAAUAUUAAAGGAUUGGCCUGCUUCACAUGUUAUAUGGUUAAAAUCUACUUCCAAUCACGUUCCUCUCCACAAUUACCAUUGCUUCCAUCGAUGGAUGAUGACAAUUCUAUUAUAUCUGAUAGUCUCUUCUUUUCCUUAAAUUUGUGACUGCUUUAGUUUGUUUUUUCGUUCUCGUUCUUUUUUAUUUUAUUCUACGUCGAUGAUUCUUUUAGGCCAUUACUUUGUUGCUUGGUUGAUGUUAAAAGAGACUCUAUUUACUCUGGCUUACACGGAUCCUUUAAAUUAUGAAUAUGAAGAAGCCACAGCAACAGUCUUGGAUGAGGUCAGUUCGGAGAAUGUUUGAAUGAAAAGCCUCUAAUAAAUUUUAUUAGAUGCUGAAGUCCAUUGUUACAUACUGAUGCUCUGUUUUAGGUCCUAGUAUCCGGUUUUAAAGAAUACUUUCUUAUUACAGACACUAAUGUCCGAUUUUAGACACAAGUGUUCGAUGUUAGACACUAUUGUCCAAUUUGGACAGGCAUAUAGUGUCCAAUUUUCGACUAUAGUGUCCGAUUCUGGACCCUGCUGUCCAAUGUUGGACACAGCUCACUGAUUUUGGACACUUUUUGUUCUUUUGCCCUAUUUCCGACAGUUCUGUUAGAUUUCAGAACAAGUUUUGAUUUUUACGGGAGCUUUCCACUCAAUAUCCAUUCCGUCUCAGGAGAUUCAAAUCGACGAAUACUUUUAAUAUAAUGACAGGGCCAUGCCAAGUCACAGGCAUUAUUUUGAAAAAACUUCGCUUCCAUUUACCAAUAUGCGAUGAAGUCAAUUCGAGGACUCGAGACAGCUCCCUCUUUUUUUCGGCAUUUACAUUUAAAAAUUUGUUCUUUCAGAUCGAUAGAAUUCUUGGGACAUCCAGGGGAUUUCUUCGCGCUCGUAUAAUAGAAUUAACGUAAGUAGCCAGUUACGUCAGUGUGGAUCAGUUCUAGAAUUUGCACCAUAUCCAGCUCAAUUAACCGGCUAGAAGAGUUUGUCCUAUUACAGGUGCCAAAGAUCUGCAGUUAAAUUCCUUGUCGAGACAGAAAUUUCUUUCGUUUUUCUUGCUUGGAACAAAAACAAAGGAUAACUUCCUUCUCAUAUUUCUACUACUACUGCCUUCAUUAUCCUUAAUCCAAACAAGCGCGCAAAGGUUUGUGUCAAAUUUCUUAUUGCAGCCCACAAACGUCUACAUCUAUGGCUACAAUGGUUACUGCCAUGGUAGAAAUCCACUGUUUACGAUCAAGUGAACCAGUCCUAUUGGCGAAGCUUAAAACUGCGUUGGAGGAAUUCGAAACAGCUUUUGAACCAAGCUACAUCAAGUUUCAGUAUCCAAGUAAGACAACGCGGUUUCUUUAAAAUGUAAAUUUACAUGAUGACGUCCUUUUGUUACACUUAUUAAUGUUCCUCGAAUUUUUACUGUUUCUGACUUUAUUGAGAUGAUAAAAUUCUAAUCUGUACACAAAAACGAUAUAAAUCUUCGUUAUUGAUGUCAAUUGACGUCAUCGUACAGAUAUCCUAUUAACAUGAAAACAGUUCAAAGAACAAAUUAACUUAUUUUUGUCAAUCACAAGAAUAUAAAUCACUUUUCAACUCUUGGCAUAUGUUUCAUGUUUCAGCAGUAUAAGACCACAGUUUGUAACAAAAAGAUAUCAUACUGGAUGUAAAUUACUUACGUUUUUAGGGCUUUGAUCAUGAUCAUUCUUUUCUGUUAUUUACUCGCAAGCUUUCCUCAGGUUCGGGUAAUACAAUUUCGACAGUAUCGUUUUCCUCUCUUAUUAGAGGCAGACAUAACUAAGGACUGAAAUAUGAAAAGUCAUCAUUUAAAUCGUUUUGUUGUGUUUUGUUUUGGUAUUUUUGCAGAACGAUGUGGCUGUACACCGCUAAAGGCAAAGGUUAAACUUAGAAAAACGAUCAAGACCGCUGAGGUGCAUAGACGUUCGCAGAUGCUCAGAUUUCCUGUUGAGCUAGAAAACUCGUGUAAAUCUAGCGGAUCAAAAUUCUACUCCUGGACGGUCUCAAAAAUAGACAAAGAAACUGGCUUAUUUGGUCCAUUACUCAAGUUAGGGAAAAAAAUGUGGUUCUUUUUACCUCUACGUAUGAUAGACGUUGGAUAUGCUUACAUCCAAUGUUUGGUGGAGAUUUCCGGUAAUACUGGCUCCAUAGCUUACGACUACGGAUACGUAAGAGUCGUUCGAGAUCCCCUCGAGGCACGUAUCACUGAUAUAUCCAAUUCAUCUUCUAAAAUCGUAUUAAGUGGAAAGGAAUCUCGUGAUACUGGCAACAGGAGGUCUGGAACACGAGGUCUGCGGUUUGCUUGGUUUUGCAGGCUCGGGAACGAAACCUUUUCGCAUGAGGUUGAGCUUGUUGUGGACAGGCCACUUGGUAGAACUAAGAGUAACUCGGGAUGUCUGGGAUUUGGCCCUGGUAGACUCACCUCUACGGAUGAAGUAUUAACCCUGAAUAUAACGGAUAUGAUCAAAAGCAAGAUGUAUAUCUUCAAGCUCAUUAUCGAGAAAGACGUCAGGAAUGCAAGUGCUGUAUAUGAAUUUACUGUAAAGCCUGUCGUGUCAAUCAGUGUAAGGUAAAAAUGCCAAGAAUGACCCUUGACAAAAAGAAAUGAAAAAGGCAAAGAUAAGUCCAAAUUUCAUCGCGAACUUUACUCUGGGCUGAUUGUAUAAAAUUUGACCGUUAUAUGCCAGUACUUUUUAUGAAGUUUGCAACUGCAGAUUUUUCCAUUCGACCACUUGGUCAGUGUUCCUAAACAAAAAAAAUAACAUCCUUUUCCUUUUAACGACAAAUUAAUUUUAAAAAAAUUAAAAUCAACUGGCUUUUUAUUUUCCCUUGAGGAGAGCAAGGGUAAAACUCUAUGAACAACAGAGUUAAUAUAAUUUGCUUUUUCCUUUGUUUUUCAUAAGGUGCUUAUCAAAUUGUGGUGAAAAAGUCACCCCGCAAGAUUAUCUUCUGUUAGAGGCUCACUGCGUGGGAGAUUCGUGCAGCAGAGUCUCAAAAUACGAGUGGAGUGUUCAUUUAGUUAACCAAGAGGACCUCUCCGUUCAAGAGAUCCAUCAUAAACGAAUUUAUCCCCAAAUGAACAGCCAACGUUUUUUGAUGGAAGAUGUUUCCAAAUUACAAGACGACAGAAAUAAACAAAUUAUCUACGUCGUUAAAGCCGUGGCUAAACUGGACGAGAAAACGCAGUUUGAAGGAGAGUUUACCUUUGUAGUUAACUCACCUCCUAGGAAAACUCCAAAAACCAGAUGUCACGUCACACCGAUGGAGGGUGAAGCAGUUUUAACAGAUUUUAUAAUCUCAUGUUCGGGCUGGAAUGACGAAGAUAAACCGCUUAUUUACGAGUUCAGGUAUCAGGACAAGUACGGCAUGGUCCUUAUUCAAACUGGACGUCUGAACAGAGUAAUUACGAAACUUCCGGUGGGAAAAGCCACGGAGGAUUAUUCGCUAGUUCUUGAGGCCCAAGUAGGCGACUCAUUUAAAGACUUCACUGAAACCCGUCUUCUGGUUAAGGUACUCAUAACAAUCAACACUCUUUUUUCUUUUUCACGUGAAUAGCCAGUUUUCUAAAAGAGGCCAGAUUGCUUUACUCUGCAUUCACCCUUUCGGAGCCGGCCUUUUUUGCAGCCAAAGAACUUUUCGAAAAAAUCAGUCGAAUUUGUUUUUAAUUUUAAGGAGAAGGGUAGCCUGAAAUUAGAAGUCUGUCUCAAUUCACCGAAACCUUUAUCAAGGUGAUACCACUUUUUCAAAGGCGAAUUCAUAAUAUUUGCAGCUUAAGUUGCUGUUUUUUUAAUAUGUACUGUAGGUACGUCCACCCAAGCAGUCUGAAUUAAAGAAUGGACUUGUUGACAAGCAGCUUAACGUCAUCCGGGACUUGGUGCAAGCUGGUGAUGCUGACCGAGCAACCGAACUUGCAUUUAUGUUGAUGUCAACUGUGAAGGACUUUAGUGAUGAAUCAUUUGAGGAAAAAUCGGUACGAAGUAAUGCUAGAGAACAUAAUUUGAAAUUUUCAUAAUAGCGAGUAGGAUCUUGUGAAAUUUUCCUUUAGGUGAGUCUUUUUGAGGGUAGCGGUUUGGGUGUAUUCGACAACCUUCGUUUGGAAGAAUGCUCGGUAGUUGUGCAAACCAGAGACACACCCUGCUUAACCUCUUUGGGUUACAAUUUACUCAGACGUAAACGCGAAAAAUUGUGUUAACACGAAAAAGUGUCUCCUACAGUUAAGAUAUAUGGUGCGUAAGAUAAAAAAAAAAAAAAAAAAAAAAAAACUUGUAGGACUCUUACUUAGGAUUUGCUUUUAUCUGUCCCUUUUUGUUUUUUUGACAGAGUGCCAUUGUACACGAUAUGAAAGAUUUAAAAGUAAAUAGCGUGGUUCAUGUUACAAAAGUCACGGCUGUGGUUGCUUGGGCAACAGAGGAUAGGAAAACUGUUCCCAUGUCUUUGCGAGUAAGGUUACAUUACGUUACUACAUACAAUAUAUAUAUAUAUCGGGUAAUUGAGUAUUAUCACAUAAACUGCGGUGUUAUACAGGGAUUUCCGGCCCUGAGAAAAGCCGUAACAACAUACGUGAAAAAAUAUCGUUUUUUUCACGUUUGUUGAUAUAGUCAAUCAGCUGCUGACACGUCACUCGCCUUUGGCGCCACUCGGUCAGGUUUAUGAAUGAACCACAAAGCCUUCACGAUUCUCAAUACAAAUUGUUUGUCUUGAGAAUCCUCGAAUUAUGGCGGCUAAAACACUAAAAAAUACGUAUUGCUGACAGACAGUGAUGUUCAAACUUUCCUAGAAAGAGAAGAAGACUAGUAUACUAAAAGAAAAACCGAAAGUUAUGUAUUCAGUGGCUUUGGUUUUAGCAUUUCUUUUUUAGCAUUUGUCACUGGCUGAUUUUGGCCGUUUGCCUGAAAGGCUUCUUCUGUCGGUAAGGACAAAGUCAAUAAAUAAGAAUUUUGUAAAUUGAAAAUUACGACCAUUGUUGGUUUUGUAAUCAUGAUUCAACGCAUUUUUCAAUCUUAAGAGUUAGCGCCGACGCACUUUACGAUUGUUAUUCAGGGAUUGUCGAUUCAUUUAUUUUCAUUCAUUUAUGAAGUCGGCUUUUCUUCUCAGUAAAGAUAAACAAAAUAAUACAUGGUUUCUGGUAGAUAUGGAAUUUCUCUUCUCGUGUUCAACUCGACAUCUCACUAUUGGUGGGUAUAUGGUGACGAGAAACAAGGACAACUUAUACCAGAUAUGUAUAUAGGCUAGAAUUAAGCUUGUCGAUGGCCAACAUAGCUUUAAGGGGAUAUAUUUUAUUAGGUAUUUCUCUGGAUGUAAGGAUACCACAAACAUUUCUACCAGGGCUGACUGUGCAUUCCAUAUCAACAACACAAUACAUCGAGUCACAAUAUCUGUUUUCAUUACUGAAAGAGACUUACCACGCUUUUGUUUCACAAGGCUGACGCGUUGACCCUCCUGACUGAAGCCACAGACUUCAUGGCGUUACAGUUCACUUCAAACAGUACCCACGAUGCCCAGCUUGCAAAGAAUGUUAGCUCUGGUCUCCUCAAUAGCAUUGGAAGUAUUUUAAACAUUUCCUCAAGAGAUGCCAAAGUAGAAACAAGGGACAAUUAUGUAAAAGAAAAUGUAGGUGAAAUUGUGCUUGACCGUUUUUGAAUUUGAUUUAGAGUUUUGCUUUUAAAACGUUAACGUGGGAAAUUGCUCUAUACUGCUAUUUGACUACUAAGAUGAAUACUGUUGCAUGCCUUGAGAACUGAUCGCCAACUAUCUUUUACAGCAUUUUUAGAAAUUGUCUUGUAACAUACGGCAAUAUCCCCCCCCUCGAAUUUCAUGAAAACUGUACUCAGGGAAACCUUCUAAGGUUUCCCUGUCAGGAGUGCUUAAAAGUAUAAGUUAAACUAAGCUCACAAUAGUUGGAAAAUGAUUAGUUCUUAUAAAAAAAAUUAAAGUUCUUCGCUUGUACCGUAGGGAAAGGAAACAACAAUGAAGACAAUGGAAUUAAUCAGAAAAGUCGGCGAAGUCCUUUAUGUUACUGACGAUAACCGCCAAAAUAAAACAGUGGUAAAAUCUAACUUUGUUGACAUAGUGAUCUAUAAAGAAAAACCGGAAGAUCUCAGUGGGAAGAAUAUAAGCGAGAAUGGAGCAAGUGUUGUCAUACCUGACUCGAAGGAUGUAUUUCCCAACGCAAACGAGAGAGUCACAAUACAGGUACGUCGACUCUAUUUUAUCGUUCUUUGGGUUACCCUUAAAAAAAUACUCUUUCACUGAGGCAAAGAGAUAUCCGUCACAGUUAACGCUUUCGAAAAGUUUGGCCCGAAUCAUAGACAAACUUUCAGCUUCAGCAUAAUUGGAAUGAAAAUGGAAGUAAUUACCUCUUCCUCAUCAUAUUAACUUCCCAUCAGCUAUGCGGGAGUAUAUCAAUCUAUAUGUAUAUAUAUAUAUAUAUAUAUAUUAUAAAAUUUGCCGAGGUUAAUUGAUACGAUCCACUUAUAUAUUUCCUUGUGGCUCUUUCCACUUCAGAUGAUGACAUUUAAAGAAAAUCCUUACACGUGGGAUAAGACUGCAUCGAGUAUCAAAUCAUCUGUUAUUGAUAUCACCCUAAAAGGUGGCACGGGCUUUGAAGUACAAAUAAACAAUCUCAGCCAGCCGUUCGUACUGCAUAUACCUUAUAGGGAAACAAACAGAGACUUGAAAGCCGAGAAAGAAAAACGACCAUUGUUCUUACAACCAGGAAAAUUUCGAUACCACACUCUUGUUAUCCCUACAGAAAACCACCUUGUGUCGUUGAGGAUCGCCACCGUCGGAGAUCACCAGUUAGCUGUUUACUUCGGGAGAGAAUUUAAACCUACUGUCAGCAACUACACUUUUGUCAAUAAUUUACCAGAUGUAUCCUCCUGUAACGGCAAUAACAGUCUUAGGUUGACGAACUGCAGCGAUGAUAUUCAUGCUCUCAAACUUAUUGGAUACCCUCCUGGUCUUUAUUAUGUUGGUAUCAUAAGAGUUCCUCCUGCUGCCAGAUUUCGGAGGUCAUGCAUUAAUAAAGGAAGGCGUGCAAAGAGAUCCUGUGUUCAGGUUAAGGAUCCACCUACCACACCACCCCCAACUCCUAGAAUUAUCACAAUGCGAUAUAAUGCGACAACAGACGUUAACUACACUUUCUCCGUAAAUAUAGCGGCGUGUUUGUUUUGGUCGGAGCGAGAAGAGAGAUGGUCGAGUAAAGGAUGUCAGGUAUUUAAUUUUUAUAAGAAAAUAAAAUACUUUGAGUGAAGAUAGAAAAGAAAAAAGGCUUGGACUAGUAAAGAUCUAGACACACCCCAUAGUUAGUAUUUUAGGCACUUUGAACAAAUUAACGCUCUUCGUUCUCUAUGAUAAUUCGUGAAAAUAAUUGUUAAAAAUACCAACAUUCCUUUCAAAUAUUUAUAUUGGGCAGUAUUCCUCAUUAAAUUCUUCUCAUAGCAAUUUUUUUAUUUACCUGAGAAUAUAAAUCGCCAGAGUUGUCCCGAUAUCGACGAAGUCACCUCAUUCAGUUAACUCUUGAUCUUAGGUUGGCCGUGGAUCAAAGCCUGGAAGAGUCCACUGUCUGUGCAACCAUUUGACGUCAUUUGGCGGAGAGUUCUUCGUGGCCCCAAAUCCUAUUGACUUUGACAAAGUUUGGGAAGAGUUUGGCAGAUUAGGAGCGACAGGAAAUUAUGCUGUGUUGGCAACAGUUUGCAGCAUGUUAUGGUUUUAUUUCGUUGGUUUGGUAUUUGCACGAAGAGCUGACAAAAGAGACGAGUUGAAGGUAUCUUUAAAAUGUCUGUUCAUGCAAAUUACUUCACCCUACAAUUAAAAGGUAGUGUUCCAGAAGACAGACAAGUUUUGCCGUGGCUUGUCCUCGAUUAUAAAAAAAAGUCAUUGCAGCGUUGAGGUUGUCAUUUUCAGGUAUGGAGUGGAGAUGCUUGUUAGCUUAUGACUUAAAAGUACUUUUUAUAUCGUGUUACGAAACUACUCAGGCCGCGCUUGAGUUUAAAGAAGACUUUUGCAGUCGAAAGCAUAUCUUGCCUGAUCAUUCAGCCAUGUAUGUGCUUAUACUGCAUAUAUAAAUUAAGCAAAAAUUGUCCACACUAUGUCCUUUUUCACGUAACUUUAUCUUUUUUCACCAAAGGUGAUUGCGGAGUUUGACCUCUCCAGUCCACAGGAUGGUAACCACACGUAUGCCAUUUCGAUACAAACUGGCGCCUGGCGAAACUCUGGAACGACAGCAAAUGUGGGACUAGUAUUAUUUGGCGAAGAGAGCGUCUCAAAUCCGAUUUUUUUUGCACAUCAACACUUAGAAAGGAUAUUCUUUGCAAGGGGGAGCGUGAACACAUUCACCUUGUCUCUUGAGAAGUCUUUAGGUUCCCUUUAUAAGGUAAAUGUAUGGCACGACAACUCUGGAAAAAAUCCAUCAUGGUUUCUUCUCGAAAUAAUCAUAGAAGAGCUCAGAACAAAAGAAAAAUGGCAUUUUGUUGCUAAUAGGUGGCUUGCUGUUGAGAAAGGCCUUGGGGAAAUAGAGCUGGAGCUACGAGCUGCUUCAAAUGAAGACCUAUUGCAGUUCAGGAACGUAUUUCAUUCACGAACCCAGCAAGCCGUGGGAGAUUCCCAUUUGUGGUUUUCCUUGUUUACUAAGCCACCUCACAAUCAAUUUACGCGAUGUCAAAGACUUUCCUGUUGCAUGUCAGUGAUAUUCUGUGCCAUGGUAACGGGAACAAUGUUUUAUCGCUUUGGUGCCCAAGCCACUGAUACCUUUCACCUUGGACCACUAAAGUUAAGUUGGACAGAAAUAAAGAUAGGUAUUCAAAGUGGCCUUGUGGCUAUACCAGUCAAUUUCCUGGUUGUAACCAUCUUUAGGAACUCAAAGUACAGUAGAGAUCAAGGAACGUCUUCAGGAUGCUUACCACACUUCUGCAUUUACAUUGGCUGGGUCCUGUGCAUAUCUGCAAUGUUUGCAAGCGCUGCAUUUACUGUCUUCUAUAGUCUAUCUUGGGGUGCUGAGAUCUCUAACCAAUGGCUUGUGUCGAUGACAUUGUCUUUUUUUCAAGACGUGUUACUCGUUCAACCUUUCAAGGUGUUAUGUAUUAUUUGUUUACUUUCCGUGGUCGUAAGGAAGCCAGUAAACCAUGAAGAGGUGUGCCAAUCACAAUAUCAACCUGAACAUCAUUCUGUUCGCACUGACGAGUUAAAACAAGAAGCAAGGAUUUUAAAAAUGGACGAAAUUGAAGACGCGCGCCGAAAGCGGCACAGGGAAGUGAAGGCAUUUCGUGCCAUUGUGGAAAUUUAUUUUUUUAUUGUAUUCAUCUCACUCUUUAUGAUCGUUUGCUACGGGAAUAGAGACUCCUUGAGGUAUAGUGUCACAAAAUCUGCGGAAGAUCUUUUCAAAGGCUUUGCAAAGGUAAGUCGACAUAAGUUUGGUGCACGCAAAAGAAACUAUCAAGCUUGUAAUACAAGGAGGUAAAUUAGGUUUUGUCUAAGCUUUGCUUGGACAUUAUCUACUCUUUAAAGGUUAUGGAAAACUUUUGACGCUAUUGUAGAUAUAUAAAAACAUUCCUGCUUAAUUUUGUUCGGGAUUGACUAGGCUUUCAAAAUGCCGUGUAUGAACGCCAUUUAGGGCAGCUUCUAAUUUCGUAACCCAGCCGCAAUUUAGGAACUUUAUUUUUCACGGUUUCUAAUAAUACUCAGAAUCUAUUUUUGUAGGUUAAUAACAAGUCUUCUUUGUGGAACUGGGUGAGGAGUACAUUUGUCCGCGGACUGUUUGACACCCGUUGGUACAAUGGUGAACUGUUCGACUAUGAGGAGGGUUUCAUUGCCAACAGAGAAAAUUUUCUGGUCGGAAUGCCAAGACUUAGACAAGUGCGUAUACUCCCAGGUACGUCUACAGGUCGUAUGCGAUACGUUUCUUAGCUUUUAGCACAAUUCAAGACAUACCCAUCCCAUAGGGUGCUCAGUAGAGCAAAAUUUUGAAGAGCGCAUUAUGUAAGUCGACCUCUCCACGAGCAGAGACAACAGCCGGUCUCAAAUCACGACAUGGUCGUCUUGUACCUUCCUUUACAGUCUACAGAUAUGUUAUUUAUAUCGCAAUCUGUUUUCCAAUUAAGGCGACUCUAAUGCACUUAUCUUUUAGUAUUCAUCAAAAUGCAUUGUAACCUUCUUCGUCGUCUUAAUAAUAUCCGAGGAAAAUGAAGUAAGCAAGAUGUACGACUGAUUUUAAGUACAAGCUUUCUGUCCGGUGAACGGCCUAAAGGAAUAUUCAUUUAUGUAAGUUGCCACGCAAAGGAAAUUAUAAAGACUAUAGAAAAAUACAGCCCAUACAUUUUUACCUUCACAGAAAUGUAUUGUGACGUAUACAACCAAGUAGAAGGACUAGUUUUUCCACGAUGCUUGCCCUUGUAUGACACUCAUGAAGAAGAUACUACACCAUAUUACAAACCUGGGUGGAUACCAGUCAGCAACUUUUCUGGGUUUGCAAGCAGUGACGAUGAAAUAAAUCUGUUGUGUCCAAAACCGUGGCAAUAUAUAACUGCGGAUUUACUAGGUACUGUUCCAUUCAAAGGUAAAAUGGCUACGUACGGAGGUGGUGGGUACGUAGCAAAUCUAGGUUACAACUCUGAAUCAGCUCUUGCUGUGAUUAAUAGCCUGGAAGAGAACAGAUGGAUAGAUGACAAAACAGCAGCUGUUUUUAUUGAAUUCACCGUGUUUGAUCCUUCGACGUCCUUAUUUGGAGUUGCGAAAUACGUUUACGAAAGAUUACUCACAGGAGGCGUUCUUACAAGCAGUAACGUGAAAGCGAUUACUGUAUAUUUACCUCAUAGCUCCAACAGUUUCAGGUUGUUUUAUCUUCUAUCUCAAGCACUACUUAUGCUGAUCAUCGUUGGUUUCGCAAUUAUGGAGAUGGUAAAAGCAUUUCGCGGGGGUCACUCGUAUUUCAGGCAAUUUUGGAGCUGGGCUGAUAUGUUGCUAUUAUUUGUCUCGGCCGCUGGGAUAGGAAUAAUGUUUUAUAAGGAGAAGUUCAUGCGAGAUUACGUGACCAACGUUCGCGAAAAUCCGUAUGACAACUGGAGCACAGAUCAUAUUGUACUAUGGUCCGAAAUUGAAGAUUAUCUUCUUUCAGUAGUGAUGUUUUUAGCGACAAUAAAAUCUCUGCGACUUAUUCGUUUUAAUCAUCACAUUUAUCAAAUGAGAUUUACUCUUAGAAGCUCACUGACUCCAAUUUGCUCUUUCAUGGCGAUAUUUCUUGUCGUUGUCGUAUCAUUUGCCUCAUUUGGUCUGCUGUCUUUCGGAUCUUCGAUUGAUAACUACUCUUCUCUACCCUUAGCAGUUGGAUCACUGCUUCAGAUGCUCAUUGGCGGUAGGUUUUCAUAUUAUCAACUCAAGUUCGCAGCCGACGGUUUUUUGGGUCCUCUAUUUCUUUUUCUGUAUCUGAUGACUUCAAUGGCUGUGGUGCUCAAUACAUUUGUGGCAAUUUUGAACGAGUCGUAUUCAACGUCGAGGAUAGAGAAAUCAAAAGAUAUAGAUGACAUUGAUUCCGUUGAAUUGGCUCAGUACUUGAUGUCUUGUAUAAAAUCGUGGAUUGGUUUUUGUCGCAGUUUUUACGAGUUCUUAAAAGAAAGUGUGAAAUGCAGAAGAGUAUUCACUCCUCAAAAGCCUGUUAAUGAAUAUCAUUCAGUACCUUCCUCCAAGACGAGCCAUUUGGCUCCAAGGCUAGCAUCUUUGGAAAGCUUAAAUGAGAUCGAAGAAGGCUUAUCAAAGUUAUCACUUGUGGAUGAUUUGCUAUCUAAUGUGCAAGCACGUUUAAGACGAAUAUCUGAACAGACACUACUUGAGGAAAGUCUCUAUACACUCCAAACGACCAAUGAAGGCAAAACCUCUUCAGAAUAUAAACUUGACUUUGAAAGUGAUUCCGACAGUUUUCUUGAAGUAGUUGGAUAUCCUUCAUCUGCUUCUUCGACGUUAAAUUUUGAUGAUAUUUUUUCAUUUCAUGGUUUGUCGGAAAGUGAUAUAUCAGAAACUCGUUUAUAACUUAUCUUCUUUAGGGAUUCUAUAGCCGA